AUGAAAGCUCCGCCGGUGACUGCCCUGCUGCUGGCGCUCGCGGCACGCGGGGCGGUAGCAGGCGCGCCAACCUACCCGUGGCGGGACGCAGAGACGGGGGAGUGGCUGGUGUGUGACCAGUGCCCCCCAGGCACCUUUGUGCAGCGGCCCUGCGGCCGGGACAGCCCCACGACGUGCGGCGCGUGCCCGCCGCGCCACUACACGCAGUUUUGGAACUAUCUGGAGCGCUGCCGCUACUGCAACGUUAUCUGCGGGGAGCGCGAGGAGGAGGCGCGGCCGUGCGGGUCCACCCACAACCGCGCCUGCCGCUGUCGGUCCGGUUUCUUCGAGCACGCCGGCUUCUGCCUGGAGCACGCGCCCUGUCCGCCCGGCGCCGGCGUGGCCGCUCCCGGCACCCCCAGCCAGAACACGCAGUGCCAACCGUGCCCCCCGGGCACCUUCUCCGCCAGCAGCUCGAGCUCGGAGCGGUGUCAGCCCCACCGCAACUGCACGGCCCUGGGCCUGGCCGUCAAUGUGCCUGGCUCUCCGUUCCACGACGCCCUGUGCACCAACUGCACGAGCUUCCUGCUCGGCCCACUGGAGCCGGGGGCGCCGGGGACCGAGGAGUGUGAGCGCGCCGUGGUCGACUUCGUGGCUUUCCAGGACAUCUCCCUCAAGAGACUGCAGCGGCUGCAGCAGGCGCUCGCGGAUCCCGGGACGCGGAGCCUUCCGCCACCGCUGAGGGAGGGCCGCGCGGCGCUGCAACGGAGGCUGUGGCAGCAACUCAUGGAGCUUCGCGAAGCGCGGCCCGGGGCGCUGGGGGUACGGCUGCUGCUGGCGCUGCGGGUGGCCAGACUGCCUGGGCUGGAGCGCAGCAUCCGCGAACACUUCCUUCGGGCGCGGUGA
Molecule: messenger RNA, 885 nt
Organism: Rangifer tarandus platyrhynchus (Svalbard reindeer)
Lineage: Eukaryota; Metazoa; Chordata; Mammalia; Artiodactyla; Cervidae
Source: the annotation of a GenBank genome assembly